AUGUCGAGUGAAACGGCUGAAACUUACUUUCGGUUUGAUUAUAUUAACAAAGCAUGGCGAAAAUCAGCCAAGGACGAUGCGAUGAUAAAAAACAUGUCCAGUUUUUUUAACCCAAUUAAUUUUUUUAAUAGACGCGCAAAAACUGAGUUUUUCCUUGGCACUAGUCAAGUGGAUGCUAAACGAUAUUUGUUAGUUUCUGAGCAAGGUGUUAGAGAUAUCCGAACUGAUUUGGAGGCGCAUCUAUCAACACCACUCACUUUCUUUCCAGUCGCACAAAAUACUGUAUACACCAACAUGGAAUCAUUCUACAUUGAAAAUGCAAUCGAUUAUAAUAAAAUCGAGAAAGAGAUAAAAAGCUUCAACAAAGCAGCAGACGCCAGCGCAAAACUCUGGAAUUUCCUUCAAGCAUUAGCAACCGCGCGACAAAUGUAUCGAGAGAAAAAAUAUUUUUUCUUGGCGGUUGACGUGGAAAGUUACGAACGCGAUCAUUCAUGCAUUCUCGAGGUGGGAUGGAGUAUACACGAUGCACGAAAAGACUUAUUUAUGGAUCGUCAUUUUUGCGUGGAAAAAUAUCGUCACCUAAAGAAUGGACGAUAUGUCUCGGACGCGAAGGAUCGUUUCAUGUUUGGAAAAACUGUUUGGGCGAGUUUGGAAAAGAUUUCAGAAGAGUUUCUGAGGGAUAUUACGUUGGAUGGUGAAAAUGAUGAUAAGAUUGUGGUGCUUGUUGGACAUGAUAUCAAUAUGGAUGUGAAGUACUUGGAAGCUAUGGGUAAACAUAUGAAAGAUGCGAUUGCAACGCUAACUCGAUUUGAUACUGCUGAAAUGAAUGCUGCAAGAGUAGGAAAGCCGAAUGAUAGAGUUAGCCUGGGUCGAUUAUUAGAUGAAUUUAAGAUUGAGAAUUAUUGUUUGCAUAAUGCUGGAAACGAUGCGCACUUCACUUUAUUGUUAUUCUUGGAGUUAUGCAAACUUCCAAAUCCGAUCACUGCUACAAAAGUAGUAGCAACUUCGUCAAUUGGUAGUGUUCGUGGAAAAUCUUCAGCACGCGAAGCAAUCGGUCGCAAAACUUCUUUGUUCGUGACCAGUAAAGCAGGUUGUCAUUUCGACGUGUAUUUGGAUGUAGAUAUUGAUGAAUGGAUGAUUGUGGAUAGUUAUGUGAAGUAG
Molecule: messenger RNA, 1161 nt
Organism: Ambispora gerdemannii
Lineage: Eukaryota; Fungi; Glomeromycota; Glomeromycetes; Archaeosporales; Ambisporaceae
Source: the annotation of a GenBank genome assembly